Molecule: messenger RNA, 1178 nt
Organism: Chlorocebus sabaeus (green monkey)
Lineage: Eukaryota; Metazoa; Chordata; Mammalia; Primates; Cercopithecidae
Source: RefSeq, a predicted model, not a curated record
CCUCCCAAAGUGCUGGGAUUACAGGCGUGAGCCACUGCGUCCGGCUGCAUAAACAGAAGUUGAAUGCUGGUCCACUGUAACUUCAAAACCUUCCUUUAAAUUAUGCCAGAUGCAGGACCUAAGAAGUAAAGGAAGUAUUUCUUAAUAAAAUUACCCCAGAGGCUCUUCCUGAACUCUGUUUCAGUUCUAGAUUGGCUAUCUAACGAUAAAAGUUAAGCAUUAACUUUAUGUGGUUAGGGUGUGGUCGGAGAUAAAGAACCUAAAGUCUUUAAAGUCUCCCCAGUUCCAAGUAGGUAAUCCCUUCUGAGAAGUCCCACCUUUCUGAGCAGCUGUGUUUGAAGAAAGCUAGUGGGAAAAGUUCCAGGACUACAUGUCAGGAAACUACAAGAGUUAGAAACAUUUGUUGAUUUACAAGUGUUUUUAACUUCCUGCUGGGCUGAAAACUGCUUGUUUUGUGGAAAAGCGAAACUUGGCAGCAAACAUCUAAAAUGAAGAGCCCCCAAACUUUUGAGGAAAAAACGGAAUGCAUUGUUAACGCUCUACUCAUGGACUUCUUGGCCCCAACAUUGCGGGUUGCCAACCGGAACCUAUGCUGUGUAGAUGAAGUAGGUUCAGGAGAGCCUUGCUCUUUUGACGUGGUUAUCAUUGCUGGUCGCCUUCGGAUGCUGGGUGACCAGUUCAACGCAGAAUUGGAAACUUACGCCAAAAACAUCAUUGCAGAAACCAUUCAAGGACAGGCAGGAGCUAUACUCCAGAACACAGUGGAAUCUCUCAGCAAGACCUGGUGUGCUCAGGAUUCCAGCUUAGCUUAUGAGAGAGCCUUUCUGGCAGUGGCAGUGAAACUUCUUGAGUAUAUGGCUCACAUCGAUCCUGAAGUAGUGGGACAGGUGGCUAUCCCCAUGACGGGUAUGAUCAAUGGGAACCGAGCCAUCCGAGAGUUCAUCCAGGGCCAGGGAGGUUGGGUAAGUGUGUUGGGGCUCCUGGUUUUGCUAGGUAUUUGCACUGUUUUUGUACUAAUACCUGGGAUUCCGAUUCAUGACCCUUUUGGUAAAUUGGAAACCAACAGGAAAACAGGCUUCCCUAUUUUGCUGAAAAUGCCUAGAUUUUCUUGCCAUGGAAAAGUGGAGCAGACAGAAGAUCAGCCUGUGGGUGUUGGACUCCAGAGUCAUGCUACCUAA